Messenger RNA from Besnoitia besnoiti, 564 nucleotides. Its product is annotated as ribosomal protein RPL18. Bases 1 to 564 code for a protein of 187 amino acids. Lineage: Eukaryota; Apicomplexa; Conoidasida; Eucoccidiorida; Sarcocystidae. The transcript is spliced from 5 exons. The record is from RefSeq and is a predicted model, not a curated record. Gene Ontology annotation, cellular component: ribosome; cytosolic large ribosomal subunit. Gene Ontology annotation, biological process: translation. Gene Ontology annotation, molecular function: structural constituent of ribosome; RNA binding.
AUGGGUAUUGAUCUCGAGCACAGAGGCAGGAAGAAGAAGGGCGGCCGCAAGGCGGUCAAGUCCCAGAACCCGUACCUUCGCCUCCUCGUGAAGCUGUACCAGUUCUUGGCUCGCCGCACGAACAGCAGCUUCAACGCGGUCGUCCUGAAGCGUCUCAUGGGCCCCAGGAGACUGAAGGCCCCAAUGUCGCUCUCCAAGCUCGCCCGGCACAUGAAGGGCAAGGAGGACAACGUCGCCGUCAUUGUCGGCUCCGUCACUGAUGACAUCCGCAUGGUUAAGGUCCCCAAGCUGAGCGUGUGCGCGCUGCGCUUCACGGAGACCGCCCGUCGUCGCCUGGAGAAGGCUGGCGGAGAGUGCCUCACGUUCGAUCAGCUCGCCCUCCGACGCCCCAAGGGCUCCAAGUGCGUUCUCCUCCGUGCCGCCACGAAGAGCCGCACCGCCGACAAGCACUUCGGUCCUGCCCCAGGUACUCCUGGCUCCAAGGCGCGCCCGUACGUGCGCGCGACAGGCCGAAAGUUCGAGAAGGCUCGUGGACGAAGAAGGUCGCGUGGAUACAAGAACUGA